Messenger RNA from Perkinsus marinus ATCC 50983, 1407 nucleotides. RefSeq lists its product as hypothetical. Gene Ontology annotation, cellular component: plasma membrane. The record is from RefSeq and is a predicted model, not a curated record. Lineage: Eukaryota; Perkinsozoa; Perkinsida; Perkinsidae. The coding region runs from base 1 to 1407 and encodes 468 amino acids. Gene Ontology annotation, biological process: riboflavin transport. The transcript is spliced from 2 exons. Gene Ontology annotation, molecular function: riboflavin transmembrane transporter activity.
AUGAGUCUACUAUCUACACCUUCCCAUCAUCGUCGCCGCAGGAACUCCAGCGCGAACACUGUGGUGGUUGAGGGACCGACAUCCACACCAGUUACGGAGGUCGAACUAGUUGUUGCUGCUGAGCCAGAAGAGCCUAAGAAGAAGACAUUGGCUGAGGAGGCUGCCGAGCCUACUGCGAAGAAUACAUUCCGAUUGCGUAUGGUGGAGAAGGGACAGGCCUCUCCAAUGGCACUUUUGUUAUUCGUACUUAUCGGUAUAUCAGCAUGGAUUGAGACUAACGCCUUAUUCUCAGAGUUGUGGGCUGUGGCUCCUGUAUUACCGGAGUCUUGGAAUUUAGCAUCGUAUUUGGUGGUAAUAAUCCAAUUGGGUAACGUAGCCCCUCUGGUCUACUCCUACCUCCCUAAACCACCAUUAUGGGUAGCAAUGCUCAUGGUACUCCUAUCCAGUGGAUUCUCAAUGUUCUUGGCUUGCGGUAUUUGGGAUAUCACAGCCGAAGUCUUCGGAGCUCAGCAUUCCGUUGGUCUACUCGUAUCGGCAUUCGUAGCGUCCAUGAGUGACUGCCUUUCUAAUUUAGUAUUCUGGCCGUAUGCUGGUGGGUUCGAUUCCCAUCCCUCCUACCUGGCGGCCCUGGCCACCGGUGAGAGCCUCUCCACCGCAGCUAGUGCAGCCGUUGUAGCGGUCCAGAAGGCCAUUGGCUUUGGUCCACGCGUUUACUUUGCCGUUAUCGGAUGUAUCGUCCUCUUCUGCACAGGAGCCUUCCUCCUCCUCCAUUUUUACUAUAAGAAAGCGGCUGAGAGUGCCGAGACUCUUGACUACGAUGAUACCAGUGUGACCAGUAGCCCUUCCAUCAGCAGUUCAGCCAAUGAGGAACGCAGUCUUUUUACUAGGGAGAGCAAACGGUUCAUCUGGCCCUUCCUGCUCAUUGGUUGGCUAUCCUUCGUCCAGAAUGCUCUUACUCCAACAUUCCUUCCCUUCGCUGGUCAAGCCUACCCCUCAGGUUACCUCCUAGCUCAGAAUGUCCUCUUUGCCUGUAGACCUGUUGCCUCCAUGGGCGCUGCCUGGGCCUUAGGAAUGCACUAUCGGAGCAACUGGAUAGUGAAAACUGCUGAAGUGACGUCAGUGAUCCUGUGGAAUCUAGGAGUGUUCAUAACGUUGUACCUUUCCUAUGCUCCGGUUGAGGAUCUUCCUCUGGUCGGUCAGUCUUCUGGUACUGCCUUUUUCACUGUAGUCACCGUAGUGGGCGGGGCGACCAUCGCCUUCACCAAAUCAGCGACUAUGCUACGCCUGAAGCCCUACAACAAGGAGGGUGUUCUCAAGCAUGCGGGCAUCUGUAUGCAGUUCGGCUCUAUGGUCGGCGCAGUUACCUGUGCAUUGAUCGCCAACCUAGUGAAGCCACCUACUCACUGA